Caenorhabditis auriculariae is the source of this 3235-nucleotide messenger RNA. Lineage: Eukaryota; Metazoa; Nematoda; Chromadorea; Rhabditida; Rhabditidae. The record is from the annotation of a GenBank genome assembly.
AUGGGCUGUUCAGGUGGUCACUUCCAAAACGUCUUCUCGCACCUUCCACAGGUGUUUUUUCUUCCCAACGGCGCACAAAUUCAUCAUUUUGUAAAGGAGAAGAAUUUAUCUGUUUAACAGUCUGGAAAGUUGGACACAACCCUACAGAUCCAUCAUGGCUUGGUAAAAGGAGAGAGAAGACGUCUACAAACUAAAAGGAAAGAAUUUGAUUCCAAACUGGAAGUUUCUGGAAAUUGGUUGAUAACUCUCAGUUGAGUUACUGGAAAACGCGAAUUGCAAAAUUUCCUAUUUUUCUGAGAAAAGAUGCCUCAAAGUUUCAUCUUCUUACACAGUAAAGAAGUAUAGUAAAUCAAGGACUUUGUCAAUAAAAUUUUAACCUUCAAUGUUCUGAUUAAAUUUUCCCUUUUAAGCUUCAAAUUAUAAGUGAAAAUGCAUUUUUUAGAUUAUGAAUGGUCAUUCAAUUUUCCAUGAAAAAAAACGCAAUAAAAUAUAGAUUCUUGACAGUUUUUGAAACAUUUUUCGACAGGAGGUGAAAAUCUCAAUGUUUUUCUUUCAACGGCACCGGCCGUAGGACAUUUUUCAUUUCACCGACAACAAUAUUGGUGGUCGCUUUCUACAUUUCGGAACAAUUACAAGGUUUAUUUCCACCAUUUUUCCAACGUAAUGGAAUUUGAAACAUUCGAGAAGCUUUCACUGACAGAUUUCUUUUCAUGAAAAGUUUCCAAUAUCUUUUCCAAAAUCGAGAAAACUCUCUCUCCUUGACAAACCUGGAGAAAGUUUGACUUUUUCGCCUUCUCUAGAAAACUCUUCGAUGAAGGCGGUUAUCAUCAGCUUUUUUUGUCAAAUCAUAUCGGACGCAGUGUUACACUUCUCUUGGUGGUCUUCUGUCUCAUUCUCAUUUUCCUGUAUUCUUCGUGGCUCUUCUUUCUUGGAAAUACUCGAUUUUUCCCGACUUGUUAAACCACUUGAUUCAAACCGCCACGGUUGCUUUGCGUUUUGUGAAAUGUACUCAUGAUUUUGGUACGUAUCACACAGCUGCGCCAGACCUUUAGUGACUUUCCUCUUACUCUAUAGGAUGCAACCUAGCGCAAGUAGUUCUCCGUUGGACGCGAUAGAUAAAAAUAACCGCUUUACGAGAAUCAAGCAGUUUUUUGUCGUGGAAGAGAGUAUAACUUUUUUAGAAGCUUUAAUUAAUUAAAAAAUCUCUUCAUUAGUCUUUUACAGAAGUCAUGUCAAAGAAUUCCGCCUACGGAGAAGAGCCUUGUCGGAUGUGUCGGAUUCCUGCAUUGGCCGUGAGCGAAAUGUUCGAAAACUUAGAAGAACUCGAAAAAAUAUCCCUGCUGCUUUCCUGUCCGUGCUGGCUAGGUCGUGUGGGCUCCUAUAUCAAGUAAAGCUUUUUUUGGACUUUUUUUAAAUCAUGAAGGUUCUCCCAGGACUCUCUCCCACAGAACGGAGUUGUACGUCUAUUCGAAAGAACUCUUCGGAAUUCGAAUCAAGAUUCCCAACAAGGAGAACGAUGAAGAAUACUUGGUGGGUACGAAAAAAUCGCAAUUCAGAGAGCAUUUCACAGAAGAUUUUGAGAUUUGCCUGAGCCUUCUUUGAUGACAAAAGAGAAAAAAUUAUGUAGGUUGGGCGGCUUUUUAUCGUCUUCUCACGCCUUCCUAUAGUUUGAGCGCGUCGGCGCCCCAAGCCAUAGUUUUCGCAUAUCAAUAUUCCUUAAACUCUUUAGUUAGGGCGCAGCGGGGAUCGAACUCGUGACCCUGUGGACCAUAGAUACUCCCCCAACUUGUUGCGCUACGGCCCCACACUGCUUAGCUUUUUAUCUGGUACUUUAAAGAGCAUUCUCGGCGGUUUCCAAAUAACUACCAAAGGAAAACCUCUUGUGAAUGAUUGAAUUUGAGAUUCCGGAGGAAAAAAGCCGCGACUUCACGCUUUGCACUCUCGAAGGCUUCCACGAACUGACCAAAUACCUUCGAUUUCCCUCGUUGGUACUGGCGGCAGGCUUCUGCCGUCAGAUGAAUGCCGGAUUUUUCACAGACGACCUCCUGCAAGACUUCACUAAAGUAGGCGCUAGAUUUUCAUUAUGUUUAGAACUUCGCGAUGUAAAUCAAUGAAAAAGGUACGAAAAAAAAAACAAGGAUAGCGUUGUCCAAAAAAAAGAAAGAUUCAGAGACCGACUGGUGAGCCCUCAACACAAAAAGCUCCAAAAAACUUAGAAACCUCCGUCUCCAAAGCUCUAAAUCGAAAACAUUGAAACAAAACAAAUAAGUGAAAGUUAUAAACUAAAAUAAUGCUUGAAAAUUACACAAUUUGGACGUGUCGUCGAAUGCAACGUUCGCUGUGCAAUCGUCCACACGUACUCCUUUGAUACCGUAAUACUAUGUCUUAAAAUAAGCCGGGUGAAGUAUUUCGUGCUUCAGGCAGAAAAUUUGUGAAUUCUUAACAGUUAUGUUGUCUCCAACUUCAAGAUACCAGCGCUUAAACAGCGAGUGCAUAGAAAUAAGGGAAAAAAAAGUUAAAAUAACCGCUUCAAGUCAUUUUUCCUCGAAUCUCUUUCGGAGCCGUCUGAAUUUCAGUUGACGGUCGUUCAAAACGACGGCGUGCCAGUCGCAGAAAUCCAAGCAACGAUUCGACUUUUGCCAAACCUAUCUUCUCUCUCCGUCCGUGGCAACUGUUACAACAAAAAAGUUCUGAAUGUUGAAAAACUGGUGCAAGUAAUGAACGCAUGUCGGGAGCUCAGGUAGGUCGAUGAAUUGAAACAAUUAGUAAUCCAGAGAUUUCAGGGUUACUUGCCAUAAUCGGAGCUUGAAGAUUUCAAACACCAGCUUGAAUCAUUUGAUAAGACUCAAUAAAAAUGAGACGACUCCUUUUUCGCUUUACAUAAAUGGCUCAACGGUCUCCUCGAUCACUGUCGACAAAGUUAUGGAGCUCUUGAAGGUUUGAAAGAUUUUAUGAGUCUAUUAACUCCGUGCAAGUAUCACGCAGUUUUCUUAAAAAAAAGUUGGAAGAACGGUUUCAGGUGCUGUUCAACCGGGACAAGGAGGCGAAUCUCUCGCACGUGCACAAGUUCAGAACAUCCGUGUUGUUAUACAAAAACAACAAACUCCCGGAUCGGCUUUUCACGCGCUUGAUCGAGCUUCAUCGGUUCAUCGCCAUCAAGCCCGGAAAGACGCUUCACUUCAUCGGUUCUUCCAUAUUUCUCUUCGAACGAAUUCAUCUCAGCUACAUGCUUUGA